AUGUCAAGAAGUGUGGACAAUACUGAAGAGAGGAUGCUGGCCGUAAUUACCAAAUGUGACCAACUCCUCGAUGAUGAUGAUGAUGUCUUUCAGGCUCUUACUAAACUCAAGGUUCGUGGUGGGUAUAACUUUGUUAGAAACAGAAUUGACGAUGAAACUCACGAGGAAGCUCAAAUCCGAGAAGCCACACUAUUUGAAGCUCACCCCUUGUUGUCCAAGAUUGAAAAGUCCAUGGUGGGUAUUCCUGCCUUGGCCAGUAGGCUUGUUCAAAUUCAGUUAGUAAUCAUAUUGAAAUGUUUUCCGGACAUUGUGGAUAAGAUCAAUGAGGGGAUCAAUAUUUUGGAUUUGGAGCUCAACCAAUUACCCAACAAUUUUAUGAGUAAAGCUGAUGGACUGGUUGCAUUUAUGCAUAUCAUUAGGUCCUUCACGGAAACUCUUCAAAUGAUGUUCAUAAAAGGAGAAUACAAUGAGUACGUGGAUUUUAAGAAAAUGCAUUGCAAUGCUCGGUUAAUUGACAUGCUAGAUGAGUUUUCAAAAAACCUCCAUUCGAGUGUCCAAUUCUCUGAAAGUUUCCUAGUUGAGGAGAUGCAGGUUUUAGAGGAAACUAAUGGAAUCUGGUUGCCUCAUUUCCUUCCUCACUCAUUUUGGAUUAGGAGGAAAAUGAAUAAUGUCUCUACUUUUGCCAUUCUUUUCGUGAAACAAGUGUGGAGUUAUCUUGAAAUUGUUUGUGCUAGAAUUUUAAUUGAUCACUAUGGGGAUUAUCCACAAUUACUUUCCUCCAUGAGGAAAGCAACUCAUAAUGUGAUCGAGAAAAUGAAGUUUGAGUUUAUGGAGAAAGUUGUUGAAAUGAUAGAGAUGGAGAAGACCACAUACUAUACAUGUGACCCUGAUUUUGUUGCUUCUUGGAACAUGUUAAUUAGCAACCGCGACAAGUUUAUGAAGGCAAUGUGCAAUCAUUUGGAAGAGCUAAGUAUGGAAGGUCAUGAUGGCACUGUUAACGUUAAGCAUCUAUUUAGUAUUCCGGAAAAUACAAGGGAUCAAGCAUUUGAUUUAAAAAUGAGAAUGACGGCUUAUUGGAAAAUUGUUCUGAAACGAAUGGUGGAUCGUACUGCGCUUCGGCUUCGGUUUAUGAUUCAAAAAGUGGUGAACAAGGAAAUGGAGAUGGAGAUAGUGAAUGAGAUGAUGAUGCAUGGCGGAGGCAUAGAAAAAAUGUCCGAGGAACUAUCAUCCACGGGCAAAGAGAGAGUGAGGCUUCAAAGAAGCAUUGGGUUGUUCCAGGAAUCAAAACAAAUCAUGGAGCAAGUUCAAGUGUAA
Lactuca virosa is the source of this 1314-nucleotide messenger RNA. The record is from the annotation of a GenBank genome assembly. NCBI's taxonomy places the organism in Eukaryota, Viridiplantae, Streptophyta, Magnoliopsida, Asterales, Asteraceae.